CAAGUUUGGACCCUGAAAAGACGUCACUCGCCAAGAUAUGAUGGCAUAGCAUCACCCGCCUUUAGUUCAAAUACACCAAACAUCGCUUGGGACAGGGCCCCAUCAGCGAAUUGUUUGAAUUCCUUCUGCACACCAAUACUCCUCACAGUGAAGACAAUCAAGGACUUUCACGUGUUACUACACUUUUAAUUCACAGUCUCUCGUCCACCCUCCAAGAUUGCACUCGGACGCUUACAGCAGUACCAUCACAAUGACUUCAAGACCGUCCCUCAUGCCGCCGACCGAAGGGUCUUUCCUGUCGUCGGGCAGUUUCACUCCAUCUGGCCUCACACCCAAUACGCGUAACCAGGCUGAAGAGGCCCUUACAGCAAACAGCACCGCCCAGACCGACUCGGCAGCUCCCAAUCCUCGUCUUCUCCCUUUGAUGGGCACCGGUGGCGGCAACGAGACACCUACCCAAAACGGCACAACCGAGGUCCUAAAGGCAUACACGGGAUAUCGCCGGCCUGGGGUUGUUCGCGCCAGCUCUGCCAACUACGAAAAUGCGCUCAAGAGGGCCCAGGAGGCGUCCGCGUCAUCUGACCUCUCGACCGAUUCAGAGGUACCCAACAACAACAACAACGGUCAGAUCGUCGCCUCGCCUGCGUCCAUGUCUACGCCUUUCCCACUUCCCGGACAGGGCGUUGUCCCUCUCAACUACAACUCGCCUGUUGGUCUUCCCCAAGGCGACUCGCAGAAGAAGUCACGAUCUCGAGGUCUCAGUUUGAGCGGUCUCGCACAGCAGCAAGGGUGGACGGAGCAGGACUACAAGCGCAUCUACAGUGCUGAACUCAUGGCAGCGGAUUCAAAAAAUUCUGCUGGAUACGGUUCGGCGCCAAAGACUGAGACCGCCUAGUCUAUUGGGUUUUCACUACUUACUGCCUGACGAACGACGGACAGACACACAGACAAAGUUACAAAUACGAGUUGUCUGAAAAAGAGCAGAGACAGCGACCUUAUUAUCGUGACGGCGCUGCUAGCUGAUUCAUUACCAUAUUUAUUACAUGCAAGGCGUUAAGCGUGGUUUCAAACUAUGCAAAAAGGUCGCUGGUCGACAAGUGAUGCUAAAUAACAUAAUUUGAUAUCUGCCAUCGCGGG
Molecule: messenger RNA, 1137 nt
Organism: Bipolaris sorokiniana ND90Pr
Lineage: Eukaryota; Fungi; Ascomycota; Dothideomycetes; Pleosporales; Pleosporaceae
Exons: 2
Coding region: 251-895 (214 amino acids)
Source: RefSeq, a predicted model, not a curated record